Lodderomyces beijingensis is the source of this 516-nucleotide messenger RNA. Lineage: Eukaryota; Fungi; Ascomycota; Pichiomycetes; Serinales; Debaryomycetaceae. The record is from the annotation of a GenBank genome assembly.
AUGCAAUUCAAGUCAUUAGCCGCCAUCUCAGCUUUGUCAGCUGUCGCUUCCGCAACCAACUUCCAAAACGCUACUGUCAUCACCACUGACAUUACCGUUACUGCUUACACCACCUACUGCCCAGAACCAACCACCAUCACCUUGACUGUUUGUGAUGAAUCCGCCAUCUGCAAGGCCAGUGAAAUCGUCGUUGCUGAGGCCCAGACCAUCACCAUCACCGAAGACUGCGUCAUCCCAGUUUCAUACACCACUGCUGAGUACACCAUCACCAAGACCCUUCCAUGUGUAGAAUGUGCUGGUGAAGAAGAAACCGUUGCUCCAGUUGCCGAAGAGGAAACCAUUGUUCCAGUUCCAGAAGUGCCAGCUGAAGAAACCGUCGCUCCAGUUCCAGCUCCAGCUGAUGCUUCAGAGUCAUACGCUCCAAUCUAUGAAGUCACUUCUUACGAAGGUGCUGCUGGCAAGAAUGUUGCUGGUCUUGCUGCUGGUUUCCUCGCUGUUGCUGCUGCUUUCUUAUAA